CAACAGCCGCGGCUCAAAAUUCGAACGUCAACUCACAAAGAGAGAUACGAUGUUUUAAAUAGAUGAACUGUUAUAUUUCUGCUUAACUAACGCAUUUUGUUGAAGCGAUAAUUUACACGACAAACAGCCUGACUUUAUACUCGUGCUGGUAAGUCUAACUGUACGUUGCUUUGAAAUAUGACGGCGGACUGUAACUACCGGAGAUAGCUUGUUGGAUUACGUUCAUGUUAAACGUCAUGCUAACGUAGCUAGCACGUUAGCUUAGUCGUUUGUUUUGCUGAGGUUUAUCAGCAGGCUACGUUGUUGCGAAAUUGGAUAACGUAGAAAAACGUUGUGAACUAAACAAAGAUCUGGAGGUAUGGUGAAAGAACGGGCUCAGAAGAAGUCCUACCAGCAGAGUCUGACGGACAUAAAGGAGAAAAUGAAGGAAAAGAGGAACAAACGGCUGGCUAGUGCUUCAGCUCCCAGCAGAGGACGGUCCAAAAUGAUAACCAAAAGCAGUGUGGUCCACUCUACCCACACCCUCCUGAAGGGUGUCCAGCUAAACAACAAAGAGCUAGCUGUCGCCCUGGAAGCUGAAAAGGGAAAAGCGAGACAUGCCAAUGCUGUGAUCCUGCAGCUGAAAAGGGAGCAACAAGCUCUAUUCCUUCACCUACUUCUGCUCAAGAGGAAGCUCAAAGAGCAGGAGGCUCUGGCAAUGAGUGCUUCAGAGACCUUCAGACAUCCAAACAUCCUUGUUGAACCCAAACACCAUGUGGAUUCGCCAAGGACAACGCGGACCAGCCAGAACCUUGAUAAGCUCAUUGGGUGCAAAGCCUCACCAAUCUGUGCAGACCCUCAGCCCUCUGAAAAGAAUGCUGAAAAGCAGGUUGACCUACCAUCUACAGUGGGUGUGAGGCGUCGCCAUGCAGAUAGAAAAAGCAGGAGGAGGUCGGAGCGUGUGCAAGAAAAGUGCUUGUUGAGUCAGGGGGACCACGUCGCAGGCUUGGGGACUAUUUGCAGUGAUGUUGAAACCCCGAAUCAGCCACAGCAAGGAGCAGAACCAGAUAUAGCCGACCCUGUUGACAAUGAGGAGUUUCAGCAUUCUACUCCAGAACCUGUCCCACCCAAAAACAACCAUCAGCGGGCCGGCAGGAAAAGAGCCCAGCAGCAGCCCCGCACCAAACCAGAACCUGCUGCACAGAAGCCAGAGAGAGGCCGCAAACCAGACCGUGCCCCAUUAAAGAAACCAUGGGAGAAUCCCAAACGCAGAACUCGCUCCAAGAGUCGGGACCGGUCAGCCACACGGGCCAAAACAGCACCUCCAUCACAGGGAAAUAAGCUCAACACCUCACUGGGAUUUAAUGACACGUUUGACUUUGACUGUGAAGGGACGGUUCACGUCACACCGUUCAAGGCCAAGGCGGAGGACAAUCAGCCAUCCACAGUCGUCAGCGAAGAGACUCGGCAAACGGAAGCUUCACCUGCGGUUUCCAAACAGAAUGAAUCCAGCGAGUCGUCACCAUCUUCUGAGUCGGAGGACAGCCUUUAUGUCCCUCAGAAGAGCAGAUGCAGACAGAGUUCCCCCGACAAGACCAAAGGGAUCACCACACGCAGAGGCCGGGCCUCCAAAGUCGCCAGACAGAAGGAAAACAUCCCCCCAAAACAGGAGAUCUCUGUCUUUAGAAACGAGGUGUCGAGUCCUAAGGCUGUAGAGCCUGAAGAGGAAGAAGCUCAUCCCUCCCCUGACUCGAGCUUCUCUAACAGCCCUGACGCAGCGAUGUUGAGACAGGAAACUCACCACGAGCCUCACAGAGGAGUUAUUGAGAAGGACUAUUUGCUGCCCGUCAGCCCUCUGGUCGAAGUGGAGAUGCUGAGAAUAGACAACGUCCUGUCCAAUUUUGGAGAUUCCUCCGGUGAAGCUCCUGCUCUUUUACCCCACAAAACACCCCAGAGGGUCAAGACGUGCAAGAAACGUGGGUUUGGUGUAAGGACAGCAGGGCGGGGCUUGAGUCUGUGUGAUGUGACAAAUCUGUCCCCUGCAGCCUAUCGCACGCUCUCCUGUGUUGGUUCACGGACCUCCGAUGCCCGAUGCUCCACCCCUGUUCCUGCUCGCAAGCGGCGCUGCACCAUGGUGGUGGACUACAAGGAACCCACGAUAAAUGCGAAACUUCGGCGUGGAGACAAGUUCACAGACUUGCAGUUCCUCCGCUCUCCUAUUUUCAAGCAGAAGUCUGGCAGGAGGUCUGUGCAGAAAUCAAGGAAUACCAUUAGCAGAGAAAAGAAAUACAUUGAGUCAUUUGUUGGAUUAAUGUGAUUUCUUUCUUCUUUUUUAAGACUUUGACAAGUGAUCAUUUCGUUUUGACCUCAUGGUUGUAUUUCUUUAUGUGAUAGACGUUGUUUUUGUGACUUUGUUUGCUGCAAAGCUCAAAUCUUUCUUCUCUUCUGCAUUUCUCCUCAUUAUCUCUUGUUAAAUAUAUUAAUGGCUAUUUUAUGAAGAUGUCCAGAUUUUCCAAUCCAAUGUCAUUUUUACUUCAAUUCUGUAUGUUUUUAUUAUGAGAGAGAAAUCUGACAAUAUAGUAACAGUCAUUUUAAUUAUUUUAGUGGUAAAACCUACCAUUAAAAGACCUGAAAGACUAAUAA
Cottoperca gobio is the source of this 2622-nucleotide messenger RNA. RefSeq names its product shugoshin 1 (gene sgo1). Gene Ontology annotation, biological process: meiotic chromosome segregation. The coding region runs from base 359 to 2296 and encodes 645 amino acids. The record is from RefSeq and is a predicted model, not a curated record. Gene Ontology annotation, cellular component: chromosome, centromeric region; nucleus. The transcript has 9 exons. Lineage: Eukaryota; Metazoa; Chordata; Actinopteri; Perciformes; Bovichtidae.